GGGGUGGCGGGGAUGGAGGAAGGGAAGCCAGGGGAAAGUCUGACACUUCGCGCAGAAGGAGCGAGACCCUCCGCCGCCGCUGCCGCCGCCGUCGCCGGGGAGGAGCCCGCCUGGCUCGCAACGCCUCCCGAUCCCGAUCCCGAUCCCGGCACCGGCCCCGGCCCCGCACAGCGCUCAGCCCGCACCGCGCCGCCUCUCCGCUCCCCGCAGAUAUUGAAAGACUGGUUACCAGGUCUCCCCGGAGCCUUCUUUUCUCCAGGAUGAACAGCCUCAGCUCUCUCAGCCUGUUCUCAUAGGAGAAGUGUUCUGUCAUUUGGAUCGUUUUUGUGGCACUCCUCUGAACGUGCUCCAACAGUUCCAUGUUUCUCCUGUGCUGAGGACUCCACAUUUACAAAAACUCAAUAGCAUAUGUGCUAGUUAUUGCAUAUUUAGAACACAAGAAAGAUUAAACUUGGAUUGUUUGAAGAGUGGGGAAAUAUUUCUCCAUAGUGCAAAAAGUGCAUAAGAAGAGAGCAGAAUGAGAGCUUCCCAAGUACCGAAUGCCUGCAGCCUGUUAUCUUUAGCAAUGCUGUUCUUUCCCGUCACUGGAACGUCAAAACAAAAUAUCCCAAGACUCAAACUUUCCUAUAAAGACUUGCUGCUUUCAAACAGCUGCAUCCCAUUCCUGGGCUCUACAGAGGGGCUAGAUUUUCGAACCCUGCUGCUAGAUGAGGAGAGGGGCCGGCUGCUAGUCGGGGCAAAAGACCACAUCUUCCUGCUCAACUUGGUUGAUUUAAACAAAAAUGUAAAAAAGAUUUACUGGCCUGCAGCAAAAGAAAAAUUGGAAUUAUGCGAACUAGCUGGGAAAGAUGCCCAUACAGACUGUGCCAAUUUUAUUAGGGUCCUUCAGCCCUACAACCGAACGCAUGUUUAUGUCUGUGGCACAGGAGCAUUUCACCCUCUCUGUGGAUACAUUGAACUUGGCACUCACAAAGAGGAAACAAUAUUCAGGCUGGAUACUCAGAACUUGGAGUCGGGCAGGUUGAAAUGCCCUUUCGAUCCUCAGCAGCCAUUUGCAUCGGUGAUGGCAGAUGAGUAUCUUUAUGCUGGAACAGCUUCUGAUUUCCUUGGCAAAGACACUGCUCUAACACGUUCCCUGGGCCCUUCUCACGACCACCAUUACAUCAGAACUGACAUUUCUGAACAUUACUGGCUUACUGGAGCAAAAUUCAUUGCAACUUUUCCCAUCCCGGACACCUAUAAUCCGGAUGAUGACAAAAUCUACUUCUUCUUCCGAGAAAUAUCACAAGAUAGUAGCACCUCUGACAAGACAAUUCUUUCUCGAGUUGGGAGAGUUUGUAAGAAUGAUAUGGGAGGUCAACGGAGCCUAAUAAACAAAUGGACGACUUUUCUGAAAGCCAGGCUUGUGUGUUCAAUACCUGGUCCUGAAGGAGCUGACACACAUUUUGAUGAGCUGCAAGAUAUAUUCUUACUUUCUACAAGAGAUGAGAGAAACCCUCUUGUAUAUGGAGUCUUCACUACAACAAGCUCCGUCUUCAAGGGCUCUGCAGUUUGUGUGUACAGCAUGGCAGAUAUCAGAGCUGUUUUCAAUGGCCCUUAUGCUCACAAAGAGAGUGCGGAUCAUCGAUGGGUUCAAUACGAAGGUCGUAUCCCCUAUCCCAGACCUGGUACAUGCCCAAGCAAAACCUAUGAUCCACUCAUAAAAUCUACCAGAGAUUUUCCCGAUGAAGUCAUUAGCUUUAUAAAGCGCCAUCCCCUGAUGUACAAAUCCGUUUACCCACUGACGGGAGGACCAGUGUUCACGCGAAUCAAUGUGGACUAUCGGCUGACUCAGAUUGUGGUGGAUCAUGUCAUGGCAGAGGACGGGCAAUAUGAUGUUAUUUUCCUAGGAACAGACAUAGGCACAGUACUGAAAGCUGUGAGUAUCACCAAGGAGAAGUGGACUAAGGAGGAGGUAGUCCUGGAAGAGCUACAGAUAUUCAAGCACCCUUCAUUUAUUUCAACCAUGGAGAUUUCUCAGAAGCAGCAACAAUUGUACAUUGGUUCCAGGGAUGGAUUGGUUCAGCUCUCUCUGCACAGAUGUCACACGUAUGGGAAGGCUUGUGCAGACUGCUGCCUUGCCAGAGACCCAUACUGUGCCUGGGAUGGAAACUCCUGUUCCAGAUACGCCCCCACUUCUAAAAGGAGAGCCAGAAGGCAAGAUGUCAAAUAUGGAGACCCUGUCGCACAAUGCUGGGAUGUAGAAGACAGCAUUAGUCAUGAAACUGCUGAUGAAAAGGUGAUUUUUGGCAUUGAAUUUAAUUCAACUUUUCUGGAAUGUAUUCCUAAGUCCCAGCAAGCCUCUAUUAGGUGGUAUAUUCAACGCUCUGGAGAAGAGCAUCGAGAAGAGCUGAAGGCAGACGAAAGGAUCAUCAAAACAGAACAUGGGCUGCUGAUCCGCAGCUUGCAAAGGAGGGAUGCAGGAGCCUAUUUCUGCAAAGCCCAGGAACACACCUUCAUCCACACCAUUGUGAAGCUGAAUUUAAAUGUCAUUGAGAAUGGGCAAAUGGAAAGCACACAGAAAACUGAGGAUGAGGAGGGUCGGGUGAGGGAUUUGCUGACAGAGUCCCGUCUGAGGUACAAGGACUAUAUCCAGCUCGUCAGCAGCCCCAGCUUUAGCCUGGAUGAGUACUGUGAACAGAUGUGGCACCGGGAGAAACGGCGACAGCGAAACAAAGGUGGUGCCAAAUGGAAGCACGUGCAGGAGAUGAAAAAAAAGCGAAACCGAAGGCAUCAUGAGCCAGCCAGGCCACCAUCCACAUAGUUUGCAAACACUAUUUAAAGAAAGGACACUUUCCAGGAAAAAAAAAAAUACUGUGUUUUGGUUUUGUGCAUAUUGCCUAUGAAUUAGUACUGCUUCUUCUUGACAUCAGAUAACUCAUCAUCACUAUUAAUCUGUACAUGACUGUACAAUGGGGUUUGAUACCUUAUUGGAGUGCCACCCACCAGGCAAUAAUUCCAAAUGCAUUCAUUAAAAAGAAAAGAUGUACACUUGUAGCUAAUUUCUGGACAGCCUGAGGCUACGUGAGCUGUGUACUCUACUUUCUGCAUAAUUUUCACAUAGGAUUUAGUAUCUGUGUUCCCAUGUUAAUAGCUGCUGCCAUGUUCCACCCCAGACAUGGCUCAAUUUCAGGAGAGGGCAGAUGUAUUCAUCAUUCUUUGGCAUCUUUCUUAAUAAGAAGCAUGGUAGAAAUGUGUGACAGAUCUGCAAAAAUACCCUCUAAUUUACCCAUUGGGCUUGUAUACAGGCACAUGGGUGGGGUUUGCUAGCACAGAGAAGCUCAGCAAAAAAUCAAAUUAAGUAUUGGCUUAGGGACAACAUUGAUUUUUCCCACUUAGAAAAAAAAAAAAAAAAGAAAAAAAAAAGCAUAAUCAUAGUUUAAGAGAGGGAGAUUAUCGAGCCUUAUUCAUUUGAGUUUGAUAGCCAUCAGUUUGCAGUCCAUCUGCUGAAAUGAAAUGUUGACUCUAAUUGAAACUGCCACUGAAAUGCUUGGGAGUAAAUUUCCUAAGUGGUGUGUGGGAGGUAUGUGCACAAAUCCUAUUAACAAAUAAUGGGAUUCCUGCCUGUACCUCUCUCAUCUCUCUAAAUGUUCACUGGCUGUUUCUCUGGCCCUUUGCUAGCCUCAUUUUAUGCAAAGGAAAAGAAAAAUAAAAGACAACAAGAAUGCUAAAACAAAAGAUGACGAUGAGGGAAGAUAUUUAAUAGCUGAGACCAGUGCUCUUGACACAGAGCUGACAUUCCUCAGAUGUGUGUAUUCUUUGGGAUUUUCUCCCAGAGGUUUUAUGUAUUUUUAAGUUGAAAAUUUGCCUUGUUGGAAUUGAUACUUUUAUUAUAAAUAAAUAGAACAAGAGAUGUCCAUGUGUAAAUAAAACUUGUAAGUCAGAAAUAUGCUAUGUACUAUGAUUCCAUUUGUAAAGUGUUCCUUGUGCCUCAGUUGGUAUUUUGGUUGUAACAGUGUAAAUCUUUUCACAUAAACAAGAAACCCUGUCCUUA
Gallus gallus (chicken) is the source of this 4033-nucleotide messenger RNA. It is a transcript of the gene SEMA3D, whose product is annotated as semaphorin 3D. Gene Ontology annotation, molecular function: semaphorin receptor binding; chemorepellent activity. Gene Ontology annotation, biological process: semaphorin-plexin signaling pathway; neural crest cell migration; axon guidance. The coding region runs from base 518 to 2803 and encodes 761 amino acids. The record is from RefSeq and is a predicted model, not a curated record. Lineage: Eukaryota; Metazoa; Chordata; Aves; Galliformes; Phasianidae. The transcript is spliced from 19 exons.